UAAAUGAACUUCCAGCUUCUCCUCCAUUGAGCUGUUUGUUCUGGACGAACUGACGCGGCGCACAGGCGGCGACAGAGAGCUUAACUCCGGGGUGAAACCAAGAGGUGGACGGUGAAAGUGAAAGGAGAAGAGAAAGAGAGAGAAAGAGAGAGAGAGACACAGAGAGACAGAGAGAGACACAGAGAGAGAGAGAGAGAGAGAGAGAGACCCCGGGUCUGGCUUGGAGGCAGCAGCGGCUCAGCAGACUCAGACAUGGCGAACAUCGCGGUCCAGAGGAUCAAGCGGGAGUUCAAAGAAGUUCUCAAAAGCGAAGAGACGAGUAAAAACCAGAUAAAAGUAGAUCUGGUGGAUGAGAACUUCACGGAGCUGAGGGGGGAGAUAGCAGGUCCUCCUGAUACACCAUAUGAAGGUGGCAGAUUUCAGCUUGAAAUAAAAAUCCCAGAAACCUAUCCCUUCAACCCUCCAAAGGUGCGUUUCAUCACUCGGAUCUGGCACCCUAAUAUCAGUUCUGUGACGGGAGCAAUAUGUCUGGACAUUUUAAAAGACCAGUGGGCAGCUGCCAUGACCCUACGGACGGUUCUGCUGUCUCUACAGGCUCUCCUCGCCGCAGCAGAACCAGAUGAUCCGCAAGAUGCAGUAGUAGCCAACCAGUACAAGCAGAACCCAGAGAUGUUCAAACAGACUGCGAGGCUGUGGUCUCACGUCUACGCAGGCGCCCCUGUCUCCAAUGCCGACUACACCCACAAAAUAGACAAACUCCGUGCGAUGGGCUUUGAUAAGAAUGCAGUAAUAGCGGCCUUGUCUUCAAAAUCCUGGGACGUGGAAACGGCAACGGAGCUGCUGCUCAGCAACUGAAACUCAGCCAGAUUGUUGUUUCGGGAUGGCUCAGCCAAAGUCCUGGCCCUAAUGGGAAAGGAAGUGACAGCCAGUUCAGGCCCCUGAAGGUCAUCACAUGCCACCUUUUUUUCUUGUCUGAUUGUCCUUGCAUGUUCUCGGCUGCCUUUUAAUUUUCAUUUGGCCAAAUGAUGUGGUGAUGGGGGGG
This is a messenger RNA of Anoplopoma fimbria (sablefish), 1042 nucleotides long. RefSeq names its product ubiquitin-conjugating enzyme E2Kb (UBC1 homolog, yeast) (gene ube2kb). Bases 253 to 855 code for a protein of 200 amino acids. Gene Ontology annotation, biological process: protein polyubiquitination; proteasome-mediated ubiquitin-dependent protein catabolic process. Gene Ontology annotation, cellular component: nucleus. The record is from RefSeq and is a predicted model, not a curated record. Gene Ontology annotation, molecular function: protein binding; ubiquitin conjugating enzyme activity. Lineage: Eukaryota; Metazoa; Chordata; Actinopteri; Perciformes; Anoplopomatidae. The transcript has 8 exons.